Molecule: messenger RNA, 2627 nt
Organism: Notolabrus celidotus (New Zealand spotty)
Lineage: Eukaryota; Metazoa; Chordata; Actinopteri; Labriformes; Labridae
Gene: olig2
Product: oligodendrocyte lineage transcription factor 2
Exons: 2
Coding region: 1138-1950 (270 amino acids)
Biological process (GO): oligodendrocyte cell fate specification; myelination; regulation of DNA-templated transcription
Molecular function (GO): DNA-binding transcription factor activity; protein dimerization activity
Source: RefSeq, a predicted model, not a curated record
GGACGACAUUUCAACACAAUCUUGUGAUAACUUGUUGAGGCAAUUACCUUUGACUGCGUCUGACUGCACAAUCCAACUUGUCGUAUUGGAGAACAAAGCAGCUGUCAGCCUCAGUUAGGACCGGGAGCAAAUCACCGGCGCGAGCCCUUCUGUCAGCCAGAGGCCGUCUGAGCGCGAGCGGCAGGCAGGCAGGCCGGCCGCACUGCUAUCGCUCACGAGGCACUAAUUGAAAUGUUGCGGAUCAUAACCGUUAAAAACAAUUUUGCACACUUCAUUAAUUAACGUUUUAGAUGCGCUUUAACAGCAGCUGCUGGUCGACAGCGGGUACAAACGGAAAACUGCGAAUUAACACCAAAACUGCGAGCUGGAAACAUAUUGUGCUGCUUAUUAGGUUUCGACCCGUUAUUAUUGUUCAUAUGAGGCUCAUUUUAUGGUCCGAUAGGCCAACACACGGAGGGUUCAUAACAAAAAUAAAAAAAGAGGGAUGAGGGGGGAAUUAUGAUCAGAAGAGAGGAGGAAAAUAGUUUCAAUUAAAUUGAAAAAAUUAAUAUUACAAUUAAAAAAAUGUUUAUUUUCAUUUUAAAAUUAUGCUUCAUUUUCAGCACAAAACGAAAUAACUUAUCAAAAUUGUGAAAUGAGGUCUGAUUAAGUGUAUCAGGACUACUUUGUCUGGAACCGUAUUUACAUAAAGAAAAGACGGUUGAAUAAAGAAGCGAUUUACUGUGAGCUAUAUAAUUUGUGUGUUAUUAUAAUAAAAUCCAUCCACAUGCGGGCCAGCAUUUCCACAAGAAGGGGCCAUAUGUAGCAGGGAGUGUGUCUGAUUUCACUUAAUGCUGUGUGUUGGUAAUUACAUCAGGCUGGAGGGCCCUCUGACACCCCCUCUCCUCCCCAUUUUUCCCUCCCUCCUCCUCCCUCCCUGCGUGGAGCUGAUUGGUCGCAGGGAGGCAGACGGGACGGACACGGCGUUGUCCUGGUGACCCGGCCUCUGUGCGCUCUAGCCCGCUAUAAAGCCCGCAGCUUCACGCAGGCGUGCCAAAUGCACUGUCAGACACGAUCCGGAGUAACAAGUGGAUUUGACAUUUAGCUUUUCUCACCAUCGCGCUCGAAACUUCUCUUGCACUGUGCUGGACCAGGAACAUGGACUCAGAUACCAGCCGCGUGUCGAGCAGACCGUCCUCCCCCGAAGUUGACGACAUCUUCCUGGCCACUCUAAAGAAGUCCGUGCACGGUUUCUCCGGCGCUGUGUCCUCCACACAGAGCGACUCUCCGUCAGACAUCCCUUGCCUGCGCGGCCUCUCCUCCUCCGACGAGGAGACUCUACUCAGGCUCGCCAAGAAAGACCGUAAACUCUUGUCAGAGAACGAGCUGCAGACCAUCCGCCUCAAGAUCAACAGUCGCGAGAGGAAAAGAAUGCACGACCUGAACGUGGCCAUGGACGGGCUCCGGGAAGUCAUGCCAUACGCGCACGGUCCGUCUGUGCGUAAACUCUCCAAAAUCGCCACCCUGCUUCUGGCGAGAAACUACAUCCUAAUGCUGAGCAACUCUCUGGAGGAGAUGAAGCGGCUGGUGAGCGAGAUCUACGGCAGCAGCGGACAUCACGGCGGCUUCCACCCCUCAGCGUGUGCGACUAUGACGCACGCUGGACCCGUGCCGGGACAUCCUGUCGCUUCUCACGCUCCGCACCCAGCUGUGCAUCACCCGCUUCUCCCGCCAGCUGUCUCCUCCGCAUCUCUGUCCGCGCCCGGCCUCGCAGCUGUCACCUCGGUUAGACCCCAUCACGGACUCCUCAAAGCCCCCACUGCCGGUGCAGGGCCGCUGGGCAGUAGCUUCCAGCAUUGGGGCGUCGGCACCGGGAUGCCGUGUCCGUGCAGCAUGUGCCAAGUCCCGCCUCCGCAUGUCUCCAGCAUGAGCGCCGUCGCCAUGCCGAGGCUGACCAGCGACUCCAAGUGACUCCAAAGUAAACGGAGACGAACUUUUGGGGUUGUUACAGACUCUCUCCCCACAUUAUUACGACUUUUAUUUAUCUUUGUUGCGUCCAUGGAGCCAGUAAAGACCAAUGCAUUCAUUCUCCUCUCUGGGACUUUUGCUGUUUUUCAACUAACUUUAGUGUUUUAUGGUUAUUAACCUCAACUGUAACAGGUGUUUUCUCAACAAGCUCCUAAAGCACAACAUGAAUUCAGCUUUUACUGGAAUUCUUCAAAGGCCCGGGCCUUUGAGUCUGUUAUUUGAAGAUCACAUUAAAUAACCAGAGAUGAGUUUCUUCUGUGGGGCUGCAGGGGGAACACAGGUCCCAAAUCAAACCACAAAUGUAGAGUGUAAAUAUAUAGAUGGACUCUUCAGUUAAAAUAGUUGGAGAUAUUAUAUAUUAGAGUCUUGUUAAUGUGUGGGAAGACUCCCCCACCCCUCACAUGUUGCACCUGCUUUAUUCUAUCAGUCUCAUUCAAAGCUUCUCUCCUCUUGUUUUCUCCUCAGUAGGCUGUCGAUCUCUGCAAACGAUGACCACUUCUUUAUUUUUUUAAUGACAAAAAAAUGAAAUAUUUAUUUACUUAUUUUGGAGGGGGAUUUCAGACGAACCUCUGAUUAUGUUGGGAUUUAAAAUGUAAAAUAAAGAUGAUUAAUUGAAAAUA